CCGGUGGUGAAGAUGGCUGCCUGCAUGAAUUAGAUGUUUUUUGGGGGAAUUGAUAUUAUUGCCGCCAUGGAUGAGCCCGAGCCCGGCCCGGCGGACGGAGAGGAGAGGGCGGUGGAGCUGAGACCGCAGACCCGCUCGAACCCCGAGGGCGCGGAGGACCGCCGCAGCAGCAAUCCCCAGCCCGCGGUGGGCAGCAGGAGCGAGGGCGAAGGCGAGGCGUCCGCCAGCGACAGCCCGCCCAGCGCUGCUGCUGCCGCCAGCGCCUCUGCGGCCGGGGCUGCUGCCGCCAGCGCUGCCAACGCGGCUGCCAAGGAGAGACCCAAAGCGGCGCAGUCCUCCCCCGCACCCCCGGCCCCCACCACCGACUUCCAGCUGAGGGCACCUCGAGUGAACUGUCCAGAGAAAGUGAUAAUAUGUCUUGACCUGUCAGAGGAGAUGUCACUGCAGAAGCUUGAGUCUUUCAAUGGAUCGAAAACCAACGCCCUGAAUAUCUCACAGAAGAUGAUAGAGAUGUUUGUGAGAACAAAACACAAGAUUGACAAGCGCCAUGAGUUUGCCCUGGUCGUGGUCAAUGAUGAUGCCUUGUGGUUGUCUGGCUUCACAUCGGAUCCCAGGGAGCUGUGCAGCUGCCUCUAUGACUUGGAGACAAAUGUCUGCGAGUCUUUUAAUCUUGAGGACCUUUUAAAUUUGAUCCUCCAAAAGAUUGAGCUGCCGCAGAUGGAGAACGUGCAGACCAUCCCACCCCCCUACGUGGUGAGGACCCUGCUCAUCUACAGCCGACACGCCGGACAGCAGCAGUUCAGCCCUUCGGAGGCUGUCAAUAAGAUGCUACAGUCUCCCUAUUUCUUCUUUGAUGUGGUGUACUUGCACAAUGGAGCGGAGGAGCAGAACGACGAGUGCAGCUGGAAGGAUGUGUACACCUCCUUCUGUGACCUGGACACCAAGGGCACCUGCUACCAGUUUGAAGUCUCGCUGUGCGGCCCUGCGAUCGAGCUGCACAACUGCAUGGCCAAGCUGCUCUCCCACCCCUUACAGAGGCCCUUCCAGAGCCACGCCUCCUACAGCCUCCUGGAGGGCGAGGAGCUUCAGGAGAUCGAAGCCACAGUGUGACAGAAGCGGUGGAGGACCAGGCUGUGGGGGAACUGUGCAUCCAGCAUGUUGGCAACAUGUUUCCAUCUUGACUUUGAUGGCUUGCAUUAGGAAA
Messenger RNA from Lepisosteus oculatus (spotted gar), 1204 nucleotides. It is a transcript of the gene babam1, whose product is annotated as BRISC and BRCA1 A complex member 1. Lineage: Eukaryota; Metazoa; Chordata; Actinopteri; Semionotiformes; Lepisosteidae. Gene Ontology annotation, biological process: double-strand break repair; mitotic G2 DNA damage checkpoint signaling; positive regulation of DNA repair. Gene Ontology annotation, cellular component: BRISC complex; BRCA1-A complex; nuclear body. The record is from RefSeq and is a predicted model, not a curated record.